UGUGGCGCGGCGCCAGUCCACGAGAAAGUGUUAGUGAGGGAGGGUGUGUGGGCCUCGCGCUCGAUGGAGUGACCCAGGCCGUGUGGAUUACUCUCUGAGCAGCAGCGGACCCCGGCGGGAGGAUGGGGUGCGGCCAGCACACGGGGAGGUGCUUCCUGCUGACCGUCUGUGUGCUGCAAAUAAUAUCAACGGCAGAGAGACAAGUGUUUGAUUUCCUGGGUUACAUGUGGCUGCCCAUCAUUGCCAACUUCUUCAACUUCAUCCUUGUGAUAUUUGGCUUCUUUGGGGCCUACCAGUACAAAACCAAAUACAUAGUAAUAUACCUGGUAUGGGAACUGGCAUGGCUCAGCUGGAACGUGUUUGUGAUCUGCUUCUAUCUGAAUGUUGGUGUCCUGGAGAACAGUCGAGACUGGCUCAACUUUGGCACUGGCAGCGCAUCAUGGUGGGAGGUGAAUGGCAUUGGGUGCCGAGCGGUAUAUCCAACCAACCUUACCACCCUGGACCCCAUGCGGCCGAUGCGGCCUCUGGAGGUCCAUGACUGUCUGGUGGACUACGAGUAUGUUGAGACCAUUCAUGCCGGCAUCCAGUGCGGCUUUGCUAUUCUGGGUCUGUGUGCAUCCACUUACCUGAUCAAGGUUUUUUCUGAAGAGGAUGAUAGCUGCAAAGCUAAAAGCAGACCAACAUCCAUCUACUCUGUGGAAUACAGCAGUCCUCAGCGUGAAGGCAGCGAGUCUCCUGAGUUGGGCCUGGAUGACAGCUCCUACCAGCAGCCCAUGACACCUCGUCGGGUCAAGCGUCAGAGUCGCCACAGGGCCUCGGGGCGCUCCCAGACACGCAGCAACACCAGCAGUCAGGGGCGUGCGUCCCAGCGCAGCCGCCGCCACCAGUACCUCAACCCUGUCAACAGACUGAUGGACAAGGCCAAUGAGUCUUCCACCAGCACAGACUCCUAUCACCCUCCAGGGGCACCACGCACCCACACUGGGGGCCGUCAAGGCCACUCCAACCCCAUGUAUGUUCACUCCAGACCCAACUCCACCUACUCCAUCAACAGCCCCAUGCCAGGCCAAGAUCCCUUGGAGAGGCCCCCCUCUGUUCACUCAUCCUACUCCAAUUACCACGGACAGCGGCCAUCCCUCAACCCAAACCCUUACGGUCGGCCACCAGUCCAGCAGCCCAUCACGGCCAGCCUGAUAGGUGGCUCCCAGCAGCGCAGAGUCCAGGGCCAGACCAACGGCCAUGUGACUCAUGGCGGCACCCUGGGCUCCUUACGCAGCUCUACCUAUAGCAGCGGAGGGACCAUGAAGGUGGACCGAGAGAGACCGCCACCCUACAUGUUUGGUGUUAAUUCUGAAACUGUGAUAUGACUAAGGCCAGGGGGGAUGGUUGGUAUAAUGGAAAGCCUCCUUAGCUUGUGGAGACAAAUAAGUGUCAAGGGCUGUCACAGAAGCUGUGAUGCGCAGCCUCACUUCUGGCCAGUGGGCAAAAUGGUCUGUCAUGAGUGCAGUAUUGAAGGCUUGUUCCAGUGUGCCUCAAAGCAAGGAAACUUAACUGGGCCUGUGUCUGUGAUCUUCCAAAGAUUUUUCUAUACAUUGUGAUUACAGUCAGAUAAUGACGUUUGCUCAUGUGGAUCCUCAGCAUAAAUACUUUUAUGUACAUUUAAUGAGGUGGCAGUAGUAUUUGGAGUGUCAAGCCUGCUGGUGAUGAUUAUACUUACCACCUCACACUUCAGUGCCAUUUUAAAGUGCCUUGUGUUCCACCCGUUAUUAUACUCCCUCAGUCAGUGUAGAAAACAAGUAAUGGCACAGAAAAAAGAGGAAUAAUUUGCAUUGAUAUAUCUCUGGUUGCAAAAAUGUAAUAAAGACUGUCACUGUGAGAUUGAUGAAAAGUUAAGGACCAAGCGGCCAGCUACAGUCCUCAGUCCGCAGAGGUAGUGUACUGUCAGCAGUGACAGACAGGCAUCCCAAAGUGGUGAAAGUACUGGGGCAAAGUGUGAAAAGACUGUGCCUUGAGCUGCUUAAAGACAAGGGUACACAUAAGCAGCUAUGAUGCACCUAUACAGUGAUGGACUGUAAGGUUAUUGCUGUGAUGACAGGUAUUAAAGUAAGUAUUUCGUCCUGGCAUCCAAGAACUUGACAUGUGCACAGACAAGCUCCCUAUUUCUUGUGUGUCCAGUUUGGAAAGCAGUGUCUGCGGUGACUCUGCUAGAUAAGUCACAGCCUGCUCGGUGUUUAUGGUGUAUGUGGCACAUUAGUGUUGCACUCUGCAUGAAACCAAAACAUACUUUAUACUGAUGCUGAUGGAGUCAUCAGUCACUGCCAUUUGUACAUCACUGCCAUCCUUAAUUAGUUAUUACCUCAGACUUAAAUUACGAAUUACAGUUUCUACUGAUGUUGUGCUAUAGCCAAGGAGGGUCAAGAUGCCUACAAUGUGGGCAUUGUUCUCUGUAGAUGAGGCUCCCUAGAUGAACCUCUUGCACUGUGCCUCACUCUCCCUGGCAGAGCUCACAUGUCCACUUUCUUUGUUAGACUCUGCACAGUUUAGCAGUUUGAGAAGAGUAGUGCCUUAGCUAAAUGAAGUUAUUUUUCAUUAACUUUUUUUUCAUUGAAUAUAGUUUUUGUUGAAAAAUGUGUGAACUUUAAUUUUCUUUUAAAAACUAAUAAGGUGAAGCCAUGAAAAUAUGAGGAAACCCUUUGGUCAGUAUGUAAAACAGCCGGUGUUUGAGUACCAAGACAAUAAGAAUAAAAUAAAUAAGUACACAUUU
Messenger RNA from Eriocheir sinensis (Chinese mitten crab), 2764 nucleotides. It is a transcript of the gene NKAIN, whose product is annotated as sodium/potassium-transporting ATPase subunit beta-1-interacting protein-like. NCBI's taxonomy places the organism in Eukaryota, Metazoa, Arthropoda, Malacostraca, Decapoda, Varunidae. Gene Ontology annotation, biological process: regulation of sodium ion transport. Bases 123 to 1367 code for a protein of 414 amino acids. The record is from RefSeq and is a predicted model, not a curated record. The transcript has 7 exons.